AGAAGAAAAAAAAGAGUCAAAAACUAACUCCAAUAACCAAGGAGAAAAACACUCUCCAUCUAACCUAAACCAUAACCAAAGAGGCUUAUACCUACAAAUUCCAUCUCUCACACCAAAAUUUUCAGAAGAAUAAACACAAGUACUUUCAUUUUCUUUGAAGAGAACAUAAGCCAUGGAUUCUUUAAGAGGCCAAGGUGGGAUUCAGAUGCUUCUAACUGCUGAACAAGAAGCGGGUCGGAUUGUUUCGGCUGCGAGGACCGCAAAACUAGCAAGAAUGAAGCAAGCGAAAGACGAGGCUGAGAGGGAGAUGGAAGAGUACAGGUCCAAAUUAGAAGAAGAGUAUCAAAAACAAGUUUCUGGGACGGAUCAAGAAGCAAUUACAAAACGUUUAGAUGAUGAAACAGAAGGCAGGAUUAAGAACCUUAAGGACUCUAGCUCAAAGGUCUCCAAGGACAUUGUGAAGAUGCUCAUCAAAUAUGUAACCACUACUGGAGCAUGAUUCUCACUUCACUGACCUCAUAGUACCUUAUCCUCCCUGAUAAUAAAAUUGUUUUGAUUCUUCAGCUCCAAAUCUUUCUGGCCCAUGAUCUCUUGUGCACAAUAGAGCCAACAUACAUAGUCCAUGGCCAUGGGUAUAUAAACACAUUAACAUGAAGGAAACUAAAACCAACAUUAGAUGCAUAAAUUCAAGAAGGUAUAAUUGGUAAAACAGUAAGGAAGGGAAAAUCGUGUUAAAAGUACACAAGUACAACAACAAAAGAGGAAACAUGCAUGCAUGAUAAAUGCAAUGUUUGGUUAAUUUUUUUUAUCUUUAUUGUACGCUGAGUACAAAACUACAAAUUAUUACAUUUCUUGAACAAAGUGAAACUGUAACUUGGUAAUGGCAUUCAGUAAGAGAAAUA
Messenger RNA from Camelina sativa (false flax), 902 nucleotides. Its product is annotated as V-type proton ATPase subunit G3-like. The record is from RefSeq and is a predicted model, not a curated record. Gene Ontology annotation, molecular function: proton-transporting ATPase activity, rotational mechanism; ATP hydrolysis activity. NCBI's taxonomy places the organism in Eukaryota, Viridiplantae, Streptophyta, Magnoliopsida, Brassicales, Brassicaceae. Gene Ontology annotation, cellular component: vacuolar proton-transporting V-type ATPase, V1 domain; vacuolar proton-transporting V-type ATPase complex. Gene Ontology annotation, biological process: proton transmembrane transport.